This is a messenger RNA of Closterium sp. NIES-65, 2655 nucleotides long. The record is from the annotation of a GenBank genome assembly. Lineage: Eukaryota; Viridiplantae; Streptophyta; Zygnematophyceae; Desmidiales; Closteriaceae.
AUGGGGUUCGCCGGAGUGGCGUUUCAGCCGCGCGCGGCGGCGCUGGCGGAGCUGCAGCACUGCCCGCAGUUCCACGACGCCAUCCUGACGCUCCCCGACGCCGCCAUGUUCUCCGCGCCCGCAUGCCUCCUCUACGCGCGCAGCAAGUGGUUCCGCCGCGCGUGGGAGGACGCGCCGGGGAGCGGCUUUGGGAAAUGCGUGGAGAUCACGAUUCCGCCUGUACCUGGGGGAACGGAGGCGUUCGAGAGCAUUCUACAGUACUGUUACGGGCUGCCUGUUAACGCGGAUGCUACUAACGCGUUGCAGCUGCUGUGCUGCGCAGCGUUCUUCGAGAUGUGUGAGGGGAGCGAGGAGGAUUCGUUGCAGCGACAGGCGUGGAGGUACAUUAACGAGUAUGUUCUUAACGAGUGGGAGGACAGCCUGCGGCUGCUGGAGACAGUAGCGAGGGACGAGCUUGUAAUGAGGGAGGCUCUGAAGCUCGACCUCCCGCUGCACGCGUCAGCAUGUGUGGCAGGCACGUGCGCCGUCCCAUCCACCCUCACCCGCCCGCCUGCUCACUCCAUUCACCAUCUGAGCGCCAUGCUGUCGGGUCCCUUCGACAGCCCCACGCGCAUGGCGGCGCUGCACCACCUGCUGGCGCGCCUCGCCGCCCUGCCCGCGCCCGUGCUGUCAUGCGUGCUGCAGGCGUGCCAGCAGGCGGGUGUGAGCUUCGUGCGCAUCGGCAACUACCUCGCUGCCCACUCCCACUCCUGCCUCUUCCAACACAUCCCCUCCCUCGCUGCCGCUGCCGCUGCCACCUCUGCUGCUGCUGCUGCUGCUGCUGGUUGGGAUGGCGAUGUUGCAGGAGAAAAAGAGGCAGCAGCAGCAGGAGCAGCAGGAGCAGCAGGGGCAGGGGCAGGGGCAGGGGCAGGGGCAGGGGCAGGGGCAGGGGCAGGGGCAGGAGGUGGCGAAGAAGCUUCAUCCGUUGGUCUUUCAAGCAGUGGUGGUGCAGAAAGGAGGGUGGCGAGCGGAGGGGGAGGGGGAUACAAGGUGGUGUGUGGGGAGGAGGCGGCAGAGGAGGCAGAGGAGAGGGAGGAGGUGGGGCGGGCGAUGCUGUUUGAGUAUGCGUGCAGUGAGGCGCUAGAGCACGCUGCGGCGAUGCAGGAGCUGCACCACCGUCCGCCAGCAGCAGCAGCAGCAGCAGCAGUGGGUGGGGGAAGAGGAGGUGUGGGCGGAGAAGGUGACGCCUCUGCCCCGUUCCCUUCAGCUGCAUCGGCGUCUGCAGCGGCAGCGCAGCAGCAGCAGGCGUUGAGGCGGCAGCAGCAGGGGGGGCUGAGGUCCAGCACGCGCUACAUGCCAUCGGUGCAGUACCUGAUCGUGCUGCUCAAGCACUGUGUCACUCUACAGGAAGGUCUCGCACUCACGGAUGCUCACGGGCAGGGGCAGGGCGGUCAAGUGGGCGGUGUUGGUAAGACGAGAAGCUCAGCCUCGUUACAAGGGGACUCGAUACAAGGAAAUGAAGGGCCAAGACAUCCGGUGAACAGCAGGGGGGUUCAAAGGGCAUCGUUGGUGCAGCGGGUGGGAGGCAGGGGCGUGAGGGGGGGUGCGGGCGCGGUGGCCACGGGGCUGAGGGAAACCAAGAGCGACAGCGACGUGGCCUCCAGUGAGCGGGCGAGUGCGAGCAGGAAGGGCGAGGGCAUGGGGGAGAGCGUGCGGGUGGGCGUGGGGCGGCGCAAGGAGCUGCUGUUCACACGGCUGGCACACCGCCUGACGGCCAUGCCCACAGCGCUGUCCCUGGCGGACCUCGUCUUCCUGGGCCCCGCCACCAGCCUGCUGCUCCUCCACUCCCUCCGCGACGCCUCCCUCUCCCAUGCCAACCACCCCUCCAUCCCACCCCUGCCCCCCCAUGCUGGAGGCCCCCUGCCCCCGCUGCCAUCGCAACCACAGCCAGCGCCCACCGCCAGCACCGUUAAUGGCACUAGCACCAGCAUCACCAGCAGCAGCAGCAGCAGCCGGCGUAUGGCGGUGCGGGUGGUGGGGUCCCCUGCAGCAGCGCUGGGCGGCGAUCUGGUGUGCGACUACGUGCACUACCUGGCAGCGCGCAUGACGCACCAAUCACAGCACCACACGUGGCUGCCCUUCCUGCGCCUGUGCCCCGCGUGGCCGGGCCUGUCGAGCUUUCUGAUCGACCUCAUCGCGCUGCUCAACCUGCUCUUCCCCGACGCCCGCCACCUCCCCCCCGUGCCCGAGCUGUGGAGCAUGGUGGACGUCAGCGCGCUGUCCGACGACAAGCUCGCCCUCGCCGGGAAGAUGUGCUGCGAGGGGGAGGGUCAGGGCGGAGAUGCGGGAGGGGAUGGUGGGGAGAGGGGUGGCAGCUGGGGAGGGGGGUGGGGUGGGAGAGGGAGGGAGCAAGGGAGGGGGUGGUGGAGCGAGGGGAGGGUGUUGGCGCAGCAGGUGGAGAGGGAGCAGCGGGCAAGGGGUGUGAGGGCCGAGGGGGAGAGGGGGCGGGAGGAGGAGAGGGGGAAAGAAGGGGGGAUGCGGGGGGAGGUGGAGAGGGAGCGGCGGGGGCGGCAGGAGAGGGCGCUGCAGCAGGCGGCGUUGGAGGUGGAGAGUGUGCGCGCCGCCAGCACCCGCCUCGCCCUGGAGACCGCGCAGGUGAGGUCCGGGGCUGGGUGA